GAUUAUACCAAUUGGUUUGAAUUUGCUCAUGAAUGGUGGAAAUACUCUAAAACGGAUUCCAGUGUCCUUACUAUCAUGUAUGAGGAAAUGAAGAGGGACCCUGUAAGCCAUGUUCAGAAGAUAUCAGAUUUUCUCGGCCAACCUCUGGACCAAGACGUUUGCAUGAAAAUUGCAAAAGAAUGCAGGUUUGAAUCCAUGCAGGCCAAAAAACACGACUUUUUAGAGAAGUUUAUAGAGAGCUCUGAUAAAAACAUAUGGCGGAAAGGAGCCACUGGCAUGUAUAGGAAAGGUGCUGUUGGAGAUUGGAAGAACCAUUUCACAGUUUCUCAAAACGAGCGCUUUGAUGCUUUGAUUCGGGAGUGCAUGAAAGACUGUGACAUGCAGUUGACAUAUGAGUGACGUAGUUGUUAAUGCAAUUAAACAGUCGACAUUCAUUGUUUUUAUCAUACAAAUAAAAUCAAUUUGAAAUGGAGAUUUUAAUGAUAUGCCUACGAGAAUAGCAUUGAUAAUCGGAAAUCCGUUUGAUCACACACAAGUUAAAGGUUAUGUAAAGCGAAAGAAUUUACCACAGCAUAAUACUAUUUUUAUCAGGCUUGAUUUUUUUAUAGUAGCAACUUUUUCAGAAGAAAGUCGACAAGCAAUUGUAAAAAGUUUUUAAAAAGAAAUACACUAAGAACAAACGUAUUUAACAAACGUAAUUGUCUCGAUACAGUUGUGAUUUUAAGUGCA
Molecule: messenger RNA, 729 nt
Organism: Lingula anatina
Lineage: Eukaryota; Metazoa; Brachiopoda; Lingulata; Lingulida; Lingulidae
Product: sulfotransferase 1C2-like
Molecular function (GO): sulfotransferase activity
Source: RefSeq, a predicted model, not a curated record